Messenger RNA from Phragmites australis (common reed), 866 nucleotides. Its product is annotated as transcription factor UNE12-like. The transcript is spliced from 4 exons. Gene Ontology annotation, cellular component: nucleus. The record is from RefSeq and is a predicted model, not a curated record. Gene Ontology annotation, molecular function: protein dimerization activity; DNA-binding transcription factor activity, RNA polymerase II-specific; RNA polymerase II cis-regulatory region sequence-specific DNA binding. NCBI's taxonomy places the organism in Eukaryota, Viridiplantae, Streptophyta, Magnoliopsida, Poales, Poaceae. The coding region runs from base 6 to 866 and encodes 286 amino acids. Gene Ontology annotation, biological process: regulation of transcription by RNA polymerase II.
UGAUCAUGGCGUUGGUGCGGGAACCCACGGCGUACGGCGGCUUCGACGGCGCCGAGGCGGCGGCGGCCUUCGACGAGCUCGGGUACGGCCACGACACGCUGCUGGGCUUUGACGCGGCGGUGCUGUUCGGGGGAGAGGGGUACGCCAGCGCCGAGCCGGCAGGUGCCAGUGCCUACGCGACCGACGGCGGGAACGUCUGGGCCGGCGCGGGGGCAUCGUCCGUGCUCGCGUUCGACCAGGCCGCCGCCGCGGCGGUUUCAGGGGAGGAGGAGGAGUGCGACGCGUGGAUCGACGCCAUGGACCACAGCUACGGCGCCCCCGCGUGCCACGCGCCGGUGGCGUCCGUGGGCUUCGACGCGGCCACGGGCUGCUUCACCCUUACGGAGAGAGCAGCAGCAUCAGGCGGCGCGGGCCGGCCGUUCGGGCUGCUGUUCCCAAGCACGUCGUCGGGUGGUCCGUCCGACCGCGCGGCGCCGGCGCGCGCUUCACAGAAGCGGCCCUACGGUGUGGAGCCGCAGGACGUGAGCCCCAAGAAGCCGUGCGGCGCGGGCAGGAAGACGAGCAAGGCCAUGUCGGCGCCCACCGUCCCGACCAAGGACCCGCAGAGCCUCGCCGCCAAGAAUCGGCGGGAGCGGAUCAGCGAGCGGCUGCGGACCCUGCAGGAGCUCGUGCCCAACGGCACCAAGGUCGACAUGGUCACCAUGCUAGAGAAGGCCAUCAGCUACGUCAAGUUCCUCCAGCUGCAAGUCAAGGUUCUUGCAACAGACGAGUUCUGGCCGGCGCAGGGUGCAAAGGCGCCGGAGAUCUCUCAAGUGAGGGAGGCGCUUGACGCCAUCUUGUCGUCAUCGUCGCAGAGGGGACACUGA